AUGUCGACCCCGGCGAGAAACUUCAGCCUGCGCAACGUUAAUACCAGCAAGCCCCAGCUUCACCGAAUGGACUCUCAGCAAUCUAUUGCUGCAUCAGACGACUACUAUUCAUUCUCAGACCGAGCUUCCUCGAGUCCAGAUAGUCGAGUUACAGUGAGACGAUUCCAGACUCCAGACUCUCAACCAUCUUCUCGAGGUCACUCUCCAACCAUGCCGGCACAUCCCUUGCCCAUGGGGGAGUCCAGUCAACCUGCCCAAGAAGAUCACGACUCACCGCGUCCACCAACAUCAAGCACUGUCCGCUUCGGAGAGGACGGGGUCGCUCGGAUUAGUGCCAAAUCUGAUGGCACAGGAUCCGAUGAGACUGCUCGUCGUGUGCCCAGUGACUACGCAGGACCAGCCCCCACCCCAGGCUUGGAUGACUCCCCGUACGUCCGGUUUGCAAUCGAUCAGCUCACCCAGGACAGGGCUCGGGGAGUUUCAAGACAGGACUCCUUAUCUACCACGACUACAGGAGAUGAGUAUACAAAUAAUCAACUGGUAUGGGACGAGGGAUUGGGUUACUUUACCCGCACAAGAACGCCUUUGAGGACACCAAUUCGACAUGAAACGCCUCCAGUGAGGCCAUCUUAUACGUCUCCUUCGCCGCAAGCUUUACCACAACGACCUGUCUCAGUAGACCCCGAGUCUUUUGUUGCCGUUGAGCCCCCAGAGCAAGGUUUACUGUAUCCGCCCUUGAACUACUUGCCUGUGGUGCUGCGGCCGUGGGCUAUGGCACUGACGAUAUUUUGUUGUCUGCUUAUGAUUGCGGGAGUUCUCUUCUGCAAUAUUUGGUCUCAUCGUCACCAGGGAAUUUGGGAUUACCAGGGCCAAGGAGGUGGGCAUUAUUUUGUGCUGCAGUUCCUACCACAAAUCCUCGCCGCGCCGAUCAUCAUCUGGUCCUUUGUCAUUCAAGCUGCAGUAUAUCGCACAGCACCUUUCGCCAUGAUGGCCGCUGAACGACAAAAAGGCUUGGUUAUUCAAGCAUUGCCUAUCCUGUCGAAAAGCUUUGUAUUCCCGGAUUUCUCCCAUUUCAAACACGGUGAACACUUGUUCGGUUUCUCCUUGUUCACAGUUUGGCUGCACAACUUCUUCGCAAUCCCUCUUCUCAGCUGUCUCUUCCAGGCAAAGUACUACAUUAUUGAUGGAGAAGGUGUCUGGAGAUGGGCCUCGGUUGAGUCUGUUGGCUGGACAUUGGUCGCAUUAUACGGCGUUCUCACAAUUGGCUUGGUGUUACUGCUACUGCGCUUCCUUCGCAGCUGGUCUGGUUUGAUGUGGGAUCCGGUCAGCCUGGCGGAUCUGAUCUCGCUCAUCCAGCGAUCGAAUAUUCUCCAUGACUUUGAGCGAUCUGAAACUCUUCCCACAGUGCGAGACUCGCUUGACCCUCGUGUUCUUCGAUUGGGCUACUGGAGAUUGUCGAGCAAGCCUGAGGUCUUCUACGGCAUCGGCGAGGUGGACGCCCCAGUUCGCACUCCUUCACUUCAUCAGACCGGCAAAAGCAGAGAGAAGCAGCCACACGGUCUUGCCAAAGUGUGCGUCGAUCUCGAACACCAAGGCGACUCCAACGAUUCAUCUGAUAACUCCCUUUACUCGCCAUUCGCCCGCUACCGCUGGACCCCGUGGUUCCUACGCAAAAUCUCAGUAUUUAUCUGGGCUGCAAUCGUCUUCGCCUUGUUUAUUGCCUUUGUCGCCGUCAGUUUCAUCAACGACGCGAUCAAGGGUGGAUUCCCACCCAAACUCCCGACCCUCCCAUCAACAAGUGCAUUCUCCUCCUCCAACUUCCUCUACAGCUUCAUUCCCGCCUUAAUCGGCAACAUCCUCUUCCUCGCCUGGCAACCAAUUGACGUCUACUUCCGCGCCCUCCAACCCUUCGUCGGGCUCUCCUCUCCAAGCGGCGCAUCCGCCGAACAAAGCAUCCUCCUCGCCUAUCCAUCCUGCUACCCAAUCCAAGUCACAAUCCUCGCCCUCCUAAACCGCCACUUCAAAGUCGCCUGGAUAUCCCUAAUGUGUCUGAUAUCCCUGGCAAUCCCCAUCCUCGCCGGUGGCGUCUUCAUCGCUCUCUGGUACCCCUCUCACGACGACAUCCGAAUCUCAGCCUUAAUGCCAGCAUUCUACGCCCUAAUUGCCUUCUGCGCUUUAUACGCCAUUUCCUUCCUGGUAAUCUGGCCCGGCCGCCGCCGCUACCUGCCACACGAUAUCACCACCCUGGCUGAUAUGAUGAGUUAUCUCUACCAAUCGCCGCUUUUAUCGGACAAGAUCCUCCGCGAGCCGAGGAGCAAGACUGAUCUUGUUACCCGUCUUAUUGUUGCGCCGCCUUCAGAUCGCCAGUUGCCAUUUUACGGCUUUGGGAUCUAUGUUGGUCGUGACGGUAAGGAGCAUCUCGGUAUUGAUCGCUUCCACCGUCCUGGUAGGAGUGAUAUGCUUAUUACUACCGGGACUAUGAAAUGA
Molecule: messenger RNA, 2487 nt
Organism: Penicillium canescens
Lineage: Eukaryota; Fungi; Ascomycota; Eurotiomycetes; Eurotiales; Aspergillaceae
Product: DUF3433 domain-containing protein
Exons: 2
Coding region: 1-2487 (828 amino acids)
Source: RefSeq, a predicted model, not a curated record